This is a messenger RNA of Mangifera indica (mango), 1542 nucleotides long. RefSeq names its product tropinone reductase homolog At5g06060-like. Gene Ontology annotation, molecular function: oxidoreductase activity. The transcript has 5 exons. The coding region runs from base 157 to 1257 and encodes 366 amino acids. NCBI's taxonomy places the organism in Eukaryota, Viridiplantae, Streptophyta, Magnoliopsida, Sapindales, Anacardiaceae. The record is from RefSeq and is a predicted model, not a curated record.
AAGUAACAGGAUGCAGCGUAAGUUGCAAAAACAUACAAAAAAUGUAGGAAAAUUCUCACAUAUGAAACACGAAAAUUCAGGUUUACUAGAACGAAGAAAAGUCAUUCAGUUUUAUAUAAUCAACUCCUGUUAUCAAAUUAGUGACACCUAAACAAGAUGUUCAGUGAAAUGAAGGAUAUAAAAUUCAUAUACGGGUUGUGGGGUUGUAGUAGAAAGCCUGGCUGUCUAGUGCGGUACAUCGACGCACGCCACGCCGCACCAAUGGCUGGAACAAUCAAUUUACCUCCAUCAACACUGUCUACUGUUCCUCUAACGUCUUCCUUUAUCUCUACGACCCAUAGUUUUUCCAAUUUCACCCGUUCUUUCAAUCUCCGAACUACCUUUAAACCCCCUAGUUAUCAUCCCAAACGCCUCUCACCCCCAGAUAUAUCAUUGUCACUCAAUCCAAUCCCCGGUGACAGUGCGUCAUCCCACCAAAACCGAUGGUCUCUUCAUGGCAAGACCGCUUUAGUCACUGGUGGCACUCGCGGCAUUGGGCGAGCGGUUGUGGAGGAGUUGGUGCGUUUUGGAGCGAGAGUCCACACGUGUUCGAGGAAUGAGAGCGAGCUUAACAAGUGUUUGAGAGAUUGGGAUGAUUUAGGUUUUCAAGUUACUGGGUCAGUGUGUGACGUAUCUAUUCGAGAGCAGAGAGCGAGUUUGAUGGAGUCUGUUUCUUCUGUAUUUGAUGGCAAGCUCAACAUCUUGAUUAAUAAUGCUGGAGCAAAUAUCCGGAAACCAAUGGUAGAGUUCACAGCAGAGGAAUUUUCCACUCUCAUGGCCACAAAUUUUGAAUCUGUUUUUCACUUGUGCCAACUAGCUUAUCCCCUGCUGACAGCAUCUGGAGCAGGAAGCGUUGUAUUUACAUCUUCUGUGUCUGGUUUUGUCUCACUCAAAAAUAUGUCUGUUCUGGGUUCAACUAAAGGAGCUAUCAAUCAGCUUACACGAAAUUUGGCUUGUGAGUGGGCAAAAGACGACAUAAGAUGUAAUGCUGUGGCGCCUUGGUACAUCAAAACCACAAUGGUGGACCAAGUGCUUAAUAAAAAGGACUAUUUAGAAGAAAUAUAUUCUGUAACACCCGCUCGGCGCCUAGGAGACCCAACAGAAGUUUCAUCUCUGGUAGCAUUUCUUUGCUUACCUGCAUCAUCUUACAUCACUGGGCAGAUUAUCUGUGUUGAUGGGGGAAUGUCUGUGAAUGGUUUCAACCCAAUUCAUGACUAGAAUGUUUAUCCUGUAUUUUCUUGCCUCUGUAUUCACCGUGGUGUCAGUUACCUACUCCUGUCGUAACUCCACAGAAGUCAUCUUCUAGCUCCUGCUGCACUUUCCAGCAGCAUAAAGCUGAUUCCUUUUGUUUUUCUUACUUGUUUCACCCCUUCACCCUGACUUUUGUUGUCCCAAGCAUUAUUCUUAUUGUAAUAUUUUGGAUUGUGGUCAUGCCUGGCUGUGUAAACCUACUUGUGUUUCAUUCAUAUUCCCCUAUUGUAUCAUUACCACACUUUCUGAUCU